Molecule: messenger RNA, 411 nt
Organism: Penicillium taxi
Lineage: Eukaryota; Fungi; Ascomycota; Eurotiomycetes; Eurotiales; Aspergillaceae
Exons: 1
Coding region: 1-411 (136 amino acids)
Biological process (GO): proteolysis
Molecular function (GO): serine-type endopeptidase activity
Source: RefSeq, a predicted model, not a curated record
AUGAUAGUGGCUGGAUCAGCUGAUAUCGAUGUCUCUCCGUCGAAUUAUAAGCAAGGUGAACCCCCUGUGACAAUUUACGCCCUAGACGCAAUCGAUUCUAAGGCAUCACAAUAUACGGACAUAUACGGAAUCGAGUAUGCUAGUGGCACGGAUACAUCUGGCACCGUAUGUGAGAAGGGCACCUCUUUCGCUGCCCCGACUAUUGCAGGGUUUUCUGAAUAUCUGAUAUCGAUUGAUUUGAGCUUACAGGAAGUGGAAACAGUGGCCAAAAACGUAAAAGCCAAGAUUGUGGAGCUAAGAGAUAUACGUUGGUGGUAUGCGUUUUAUUUGGAAUGGUAUGGACGGAUCAGGCUGCUAGAUACUGCCACUGUCUCAUCCAGGGCUAGAACGAAAAGCUCAAUCUCUAUUUGA